Molecule: messenger RNA, 1166 nt
Organism: Lecanosticta acicola
Lineage: Eukaryota; Fungi; Ascomycota; Dothideomycetes; Mycosphaerellales; Mycosphaerellaceae
Source: the annotation of a GenBank genome assembly
AUGGCAGUGGAGAGCAAGUUUGACCCCAAGGACAUGGUACGAAACAGCUCUUAGUCCCAUCGCCACAUGCACUCACUGAACCUGCGCGCUCUGUAGGAAUUCCGUUACUUGGGGCCUUCCGGCCUCAAGGUCUCCGUCCUCUCGCUCGGCGGCUGGCUCACCUACGGCGGUACCCAGAAGGGCAACAUCGUCAAGGAGAUCCUAGAAACAGCGUGGAACAACGGCAUCAACUUCUUCGACACGGCAGAGGUCUACUCGAACGGCCAAUGCGAGAUCGAGAUGGGCAACGCUCUCAAGGAGCUCGCCUGGCCAAGAGAUGAAUACGUCCUGAGCACAAAGGUCUUCUUCGGAACGGGACGCCAAGAGCCAAACACACGCGGUCUGUCGAGGAAGCACGUGGUGGAAGGUCUCAAGAGCUCGUUGCAGAGACUCCAGCAGCCAUAUGUUGAUAUCGUCCUCGCUCACCGUCCUGACGUUGGCACGCCGAUGAAGGAGGUGGUGGAGGGCUUCACACAGGUCAUCCGAAACCUCAACCUGGCUUACUACUGGGGUACAUCUGAGUGGUCGGCGACUCAGAUCAUGGAGGCAACCCAGAUUGCUGAGAGGUAACUCGCUUUGAUUCUUCCCAAGCCGUCAAGUCUCGUCUAACGCCACUCCUCAGGUACAACCUCAUUGCACCGAUCGCCGAGCAGCCUCAGUACAACGCCUUCCACCGCGAGCGCUUCGAAGUCGAAUUCGCUCCCCUCUACGAGCAGUUCCAGUACGGAACAACCAUCUGGUCCCCACUCGCUUCGGGUCUUCUCACCGGCAAAUACAACGACGGCAUUCCCGAGGACUCGCGCUACGCCAACAACAAGGCAUUCUUCGAGGGCUCCAUCAAGAGUCUGCAGAGCGACGAAGGAAAAGCCAAGAUUGCAAAGGUCCGCAAGCUCACGGAAAUCGCCGAGAAGCUGGGUGGCAAUGUCGCCCAACUCUCUCUGGCCUGGUGUGUCAAGAACCCCAAUGUCUCCACGGUCAUUCUCGGAGCCAGCAAGCCUGCUCAGAUCGAAGACAACGUCAAGGCGCUGAAGCUCGUACCCAAGUUGACGCCCGAGCUCAUGGAUGAGAUUGAGCAGAUCUUGGACAACAAGCCAGCCGGGCCAAAGACCUUCAACCGUACGAGGUGA